UGUGAAAUGUGCAAUACCAGUUUACACUUGGCUGAUGACGUUUCAUUGUCAAGAAACGAAAAACCAGUUGACUGACAAAGUGUGUGACUGUAACUGACUCGAUCGCACACAAGAGCCUUGCUUGUUUCUUACCUGAGGGAAGGUUCAACUCCAUAAAUUCUGUCCGCACAGUUGCAGGAUGUCUCUAACAGUGUCUCAGGGUAAGGGGGAGACAGUGAUCACUUUCACCUCGAACCCCAACAGCAAAUGGCCGAUACUAUGUCAGAUCCUGGGCUCUCUGUGUAGUCCAGUGUGUGCCGUGUCACAGCACAUGAAAUUGAAAAUGAUGGGCGUCUAUACAGCACUUGGGAUUGUGCAGCUUUUAGUAGGACUUCUCAGUAUUGUGACAGGGAUUUUAAUUUCAUUUUAUGGGUUAUAUCAUUAUAACAUUGUGCCGUCUGAUGCUCCAUUCUGGCUCGGUGGUGUGUUUCUUGCAGUUGGAAUGGUGACUGUUGUUGCAGUUCAGUUUCCCAGUUCUUGUCUUCUGCUCAUUGCUGUGGUGCUGAAUAAUGUUAGCACUGUUCUGGCUGUGAUAGGCCUUGCAAUGUAUUCAUGUGACUUGAGCUCAUCUCUGCCUUAUCAGAUGAUCAGUGGAGCACUGGAUAUCACUAUGCUGAUCUUUUUCGCCCUUCAGCUCUGUGUGACCCUCAGUUUCUCCAUCUUGAUUUGCUCGAAAGAAGAAACUAUUCUGUGUGGAAAGUUUGUGGAGAACCCUCAGUUUUACAAGCCACUCAAAGAGGUCACUGUCAGUCAUGUAUGUUAGAGACACAAUCUGCAACACCACAAAUAUCAUGUUUCAUGCUUACUCUUGCUGUUUAUUUGUAUUUUUCCCCUUCACAUUGUGUGUAUGUGUGUUACAUCAUUACAGUAUGGUGCUCUUUUUUCCUCUUUGACCAUUUACAAAGCUGGCAAAUUAUGAUUGAAGCCUUCUGUUUUAAAAUCUGUUCAUUCAUAUCAUGUAUUCCCUUAACUCUUUAUUAAAUUACACUUAAUUGAGUGAAAUGUUAAUCAAAUUAUUAUUUAAAAAAUAGUUUUUCUGCUGACUUGUCCACUGCAGUGAUCUGAUGUACUUAUGUAGGCUACAUGUGUACAAAAUGUCAUAGGUUGUUGACCAUUCAGUUAGUCUCAGUAUUCACUGCAUGUUGUGACUGUUUGUUCCUUGUGCAUAUAUGAUUUUCAGCUUGUGUCGUAUGAGCCUGGUUUACAUAUCUGUACUUUUGACUACUCCUCCUGAAUUUAGGAACUUGUUUAGUCCAUCUCCACCACAAAACCUUUGUAUAUGCAGACAGAAAUUGUUUCUUCUGUACCUGUCCAGCAGGUAUCACCCACUACUGGUCACCAGUGGAACAAGAUUAAUUGAAUGUUUAAAUAUAUCGAAGUGAAUGUCACAGGUGAAUGUUACAAAUUUCAUCCCAAUCGGUACCUUUAUGUAGAAUAUAAACUCCAAUCUGUUUCGGGCUCAUCCACCCAGUUGAGUUGCUGCAAAAAGAUGGUCAUUGCAAAACUCUAAAGUGAUUAAACUAUUAAGCCAUGUGCUUUUUAAAACCA
Molecule: messenger RNA, 1587 nt
Organism: Labeo rohita (rohu)
Lineage: Eukaryota; Metazoa; Chordata; Actinopteri; Cypriniformes; Cyprinidae
Product: membrane-spanning 4-domains subfamily A member 12-like
Exons: 7
Coding region: 179-802 (207 amino acids)
Cellular component (GO): membrane
Source: RefSeq, a predicted model, not a curated record